Molecule: messenger RNA, 1278 nt
Organism: Aphanomyces invadans
Lineage: Eukaryota; Oomycota; Saprolegniomycetes; Saprolegniales; Verrucalvaceae
Exons: 5
Coding region: 1-1176 (391 amino acids)
Biological process (GO): proteolysis
Molecular function (GO): metalloexopeptidase activity
Source: RefSeq, a predicted model, not a curated record
AUGAAAGCGCUGUCCCAAGUCAUCGCUGUGCUUGUCGUUGCCAGGUCAUACACCCACGGCUAUGCGAACCCUGACACUGUCGUCGACGGAUGCCGCACCGUUCGGACUAACGACGCGGAACGACUCAUUGCGCUGUCCGAGACCGCCCGUUGCUGGAUGUCGACGGCGGAGAUUCGAAUUCUCCAUCAAAACAAUACGGGGUUCGUCGACGAUACGGACGGUCUGUGGACCGAGGGCACCCGACUCGGCAAAGAACGCCAGGCGAUGCGCCUCUCUGCGAAAUCUUACCCCACCACGCCCGCGUUCCAAACGGUCGUGAAAGCCAUCAACGCCAAAGUCAACCCGAAAGACCUCAAGACUCUCCUCACUACGUUUGUUACCAAGUUUACUACGCGACACAAGACGUCGGUGCAAGGAUUGGCGUCGAGCAUGUGGCUGUACGACCAAGCGGUUGCGCUGUCGAAUGCGCAUGGUCGCAACGAUGUCACGACGUCCGUGAAGAAGUAUGAUCACGGGUGGGGCCAAGUAUCGGUGAUCUUUCGAGUUGACCCAGUCAAACCCGCGGUGAACAAGGACUUGCUCAUCUUGGGGGCGCAUCAGGAUUCCAUCAACCAACGGGGUGGACAGGCAGCGCCAGGUGCCGAUGACGACGGGUCAGGCACGGUCACCAUCUUCACUGCGCUCAAGUACUUGCUGUCGUCGCCGCAGUGGGUCCCAACCCGUCCUAUCGAGUUUCAAUGGUACUCUGCCGAAGAAACAGGCCUCCAAGGCUCCAAGCAGAUUGCAGCUGCGUACGCCAAGGCCAAAGUUGACGUGUACGCCAUGUACCAAAACGACAUGACGGGGUGGCACCGCGGGGGCACCAAAGUGAUCAGCUUCACGGACGACUACACAACGCUCCCGCUCACCAAGUUCCUCGAGUCGUGUGUGACUACGUACCUGACGACCAAGGUGAGCCACAACACGUGCGGCUACGGGUGUUCGGACCACGCGUCUUGGUUCAAUGCGGGGUACCCCACCGUGUACCCGUUUGAGGAAGAUGGCGCAAUAAACCCCAACGUCCACUCGGCCAAGGAUACCAUCGCAACGCUCGACUUUUCCCACAUGGCUGAGUUUACUCGCUUGGCUGUGGCGUUCGUCGUCGAGUUGUCCCAAGCCAAGAAACGUUUCCAGUGAUUGUUGACGUGGUCGAGAGAUCGCCGACGGGCAGCCACUACCCCAUUGCAGACUCGACGCGUUGUCGAGACAUGUAUCAAUCCAGGGUGGUGAAUUGUGUGC